UGUCAAAUUUAUGUUUUCAUUUUGUGCAGAAGUGACCUACCUUUAGUCAGAUAAUUAAGUAAUUAAGUUUUAUGCAGGUCCAAGGAUAAAGUCGCUCAUGGAUAUGUCUCAAUCAGUGACAUUUAUAGGUCUCCGUGAACUGUCAGUUUAGUGUUGUUGUUGCUGUUCAAUGUUGCACUGGCACGUUGCAGCAAUGAUGAAUUCACAGUGAUCAAAUCACGGUUUGGUUAACAACAGAUGAGUGCAUUUCCAGGGACAUAUUGAAUUUUCUAGCUUCUGUAUCAAAAGAAGAAGAUGUCACUUCAAGUUCUUGACGUUUGCCGAAAGACAUCAGGCAAAAUCUGGCAAAGGAAACCUAUUCCAAAUGAUGAUGGGUUGAUGGUGAGCAUCACACACAAUAUCUCCAGUGCUCUCCCUUUAUCAGCAAGAAACAUCAGGUUUCUGCAGGCUGACUUUGACUCAACAGGAGAAACUUUUAUUGCUGGGGAUCACCAGGGAAACAUUUUUGUUUUUGAUCUUAGCAGAAACAGAUUUUCUCUGGUACAAAGAACUGGUUCACCAUGUACAGCAUUAGCAUACAAACUGAGGAGGAAAAAUGAGCUUCUGGCUGGCAUGUCAGACUACUCUCUGAAGUGUUAUGACACAGAAAGUAAAGAGUUGGUAGCAUGGAUGAAGGGACAUGAUUCUGCUAUUUAUCAUAUUUCUCUUCAUGCCUCUGGUCGGUAUGCCCUGACCUCAUCUUCUGAUGCUGCUCAGCUUUGGGAUCUUGAUCGUUUUGAGAGAAAACGUAAACUCAAUAUCAAUGAAAAUGUGGGUAUUGUUAAGGUGUUUUUUGUCCCCCUGAGCAAUUUGAUCAUCACCUGUUUUAAGGAUGACACCAUCUUUGCCUGGGAGUCUGAUACUUUGACCUGUAAAUAUCAGUUACACGCCCCUCCUGGAAAGCCCCCAAACUACAGGGAAUUUGCUGCCACAAGAGAUGGACGGACAUUAGCGGCUGGAGGAAGGUCACGCUUCGUUCAUCUCUGGAAUCUGGACACUCAUCAAAUACUCCGGAUCAUAGAGCUGCCUAAAAAAGUUAUGUCUGUAAAACAGCUGGAGUUUCUGCCGGAGAACUUUGAUGGUGGAGCCAGUCAGAUCCUGGGAGUGGUAUGUCAGGAUGGUAUUGUGCGUUUCAUCAGCAUCGUCUCCUGUAAACUGUUGUUUGAUGUCGGCAGCCAGCAGCAGAGAGUCAGUCACAUGACCAUCAGCCCCAACGGGCGACACAUCGUCUGUGUGAUGACCGAAGGCAAUCUACACGUAUACAGUGCCUGUGGGCUUUAUCAGGAACUUAACAGGCCUCCCCCUCCCCUGGUGAAAGUGGUUGAGUCUAACAAGAUGUCAGAGACCGUGUCCACAAAAAGCAGUGAGACUCCCAGUGCGAGGUCACGCUGUUCUGUCAGGAAGAUGAAGUCUGUGUCAGCUAGUCAAGAGGGAGAUAACUCUGAGACAACAGACAUACCAGAGGGACUUGAUGUGGACAGGCUAUUUGCUAUCCUCAAAGGAUACGGGGAAUACCCUGUGAAGUAUAGAAUGUUUAUCUGGCGUUCGUUGUUACGCCUGCCAGAAAACCAUGCUGCAUACGGUGCCUUGGUGGACAAGGGGAACCACCCUGCUUAUUCCAAAAUUCACGAGACCUAUCCUGUCAAAAGUCGGAAACUACUGCGGAUUUUACAAAGGAUACUCUCAGCCUUGGCCCACUGGUCACCCAUCUUUGGGGAAACUCAGUAUCUGCCCUCACUGGCCUUCCCGUUCAUCAAACUCUUCCAGAAUAACCAUCUAGUCUGCUUCGAGAUGAUUGCAUCCGUACUGGUUAACUGGGGAGCCCACUGGUUUGAGUAUUUCCCCAACCCUCCAAUCAAUAUACUCGGCAUGAUAGAGAAUGUGCUGGCCUACCAUGACAGGGAUCUGCUGCAACACUUUGUCAAGUAUAAAGUCACCUCUCAGGUUUUGGACUCAGCCACAUUAUCCAAGCAUGUACUAUCGCAGGUCAGGAUUUAUGCUUGGCCACUGUUGGAGUCCCUGUUUUCAGAAGUGCUGACCAGAGAAGAAUGGCUCUCUCUGUUUGACAAUGUCUUCAGUAACCACCUGUCCUUCCUCCUGAUGGCUGUGGUAGCCUAUGCCACGUGUGCCCGGGGGCCUCUUCUUCAGUGUAGAGAGCUGGAUGACUUCAAGUACUUCUUCCACCAUCGUAACUCCGUGGACAUCCGUCACAUGAUCAAAGAGGCUUACAGGCUGUGGGAGGCAACUCCUAGUGACAUUGACCCAAAGAAUCUUUUAGAAGAGUACACUCCCUUGACGAAAGGACAGUAUCCUGUGUUCAACAAAUAUCCUAAAUUCAUCGUCGACUACCAGGUUCAAGAACGGGAGAGAAUCAGACAAGAGGAGAUUGACUUCCUGAGACAGAAACAAGCAUCGUUGAGCUUGGAGAAGGAGACUCUGAUGCGUAAGAAUGAGGAGGAGGCCUGGUACAGACAGCAGAAAUUACUGCUGGAUGCGGAGGAGAAGAGGAGGAUGAUGAUACAGGAUGAGGAGCAGAAACUGGCUGCUCAGAGGAAACGUGUGAAUGCAAUGAUGAGGGAGGUGAAGUUAAAGGAGUUGAAGCUUCUGGAUGCAGCACGCAGGAAGUUCCUGCAGUUCCAGAAGACGCAGAGAGAGGCAGAGCUCAAGAGACUCGAUGAUGAAGUGCAGAGGAAGGCUCAACAGAGGGAUCUGGAAACUGAACAGGCUGUAGAAGAGGCACAGAUCAGACAUAUGGAGCUUCAGCUGCAGAAGAAGAUGUUUGAACAGGAGUUGUUCAGAGAUUAUGCGGAUGCAUCUCAUCAACUGAGAACAGAAAAAGAUCUGAGACGUAAACAAGAAGAGCUGGAGAACUGUAUCCAGCAGCGGAUCAAGGAGGCAGAGAGGGAGAGAGAGCAGGAAGUGAGGAAGGUACUGAAUGAGAACCUAGCGCGUCUGUGUCAGGGUACCAUUGACGCUGAGGCUCAGACAGGGACAGAAUUAAGACAGAGGAUGGAGGAUCUGGACAGGGAGAUGAAACAGGUUCAGUUGACAAAAAUGACAAGAGAAAACAGGCGGCUAGAAGAAGAAGUACAGGCAUUGAUGAUUAAGUGUCAGGAAAAUGAGGAGGACGAGACAAGGGCUGCUGGGAUAAACCUGGUUGAGCAGCGCCACCUAGCAGCAGGGUGUGAUGACAGACGCUACAGACUGAUGGAGCAGGAGAUCACUGAGGGCUUUGAUCACACCCAGAAACUGAGGAGAAAUGCCCAGAUCCUUAUGGAUGGUCUGCCUGGUACAGAGCAAGUCAGUGACCAGCGGAGAAUCAUCCUAAAUGAGUCAAGUGUCACACCGUCUGAACAGGGCUCGCUUAGCCAGAACUGGAGGUCAAUGGAUGAGAAAGAACAGGAGCUAUUGGCUGAGGUGCGGCGAAUGAGACACCGGCUAGCAACAGAGAACCGCACCAAGAAACCACCACCUGUCCCACUGGAUGAUUCAACAUAGUUAUUAUGUGGCCAUGUUGCGAGUGGUCAAGGUUACACAGAUGUAUUUCAGUCAGGAUCUGUGAUGUGAUUGGAAGACACUUGGAAAGACAUGUCUCAUUGGAAGGUUCAGCAUAGUUAUGAUGGCUGUGAUUGGUUAGUAUUAUACAAAACAUGUUGAGGAACUGAUGUGAUUGGAUGAAAUAACAACCACCUGUUUCAUUGGAGAAUUCUGUUCAGUUGUCAUAUCAACAUAAACAGACAUGUCCUGUUGCAGGCUGAUAGGAUGGAUGGCAGUAUACAGGCUUUAUGCGGACCAGCCUUACACUUUAACCUACAUGCAUUGUGCCCGCUCUUAAACCUUUCCUUGAUUUCUUGUAAUCUUUACUAAUUUAUACAUCAGAGAGUAUUACUAUUAUUGUGGUGAUUCAGUAUUCAGCCUUACAACUGUGUGUGCACAAGAGGGUUGCCAACACAGUGCAUCUGCCUUUAGUUUUGGCUAGCAGUCAACUCAAGAAAACAACACACAACAGGCCUCAUCAUUACCAUGAAUAUGCAUUUAUUGUACAUAAAACAACUGCCUGUGCAGAUUUCAUGAAAAUAUAUGGUAAAGCUGUCAUAAAAAUAUUUGCUAGGCUAUAAUAAGAAACAAAAUACAGAUGUAGCU
Messenger RNA from Liolophura sinensis, 4182 nucleotides. RefSeq names its product TBC1 domain family member 31-like. Gene Ontology annotation, cellular component: ciliary basal body. Gene Ontology annotation, biological process: cilium assembly. Bases 295 to 3537 code for a protein of 1080 amino acids. NCBI's taxonomy places the organism in Eukaryota, Metazoa, Mollusca, Polyplacophora, Chitonida, Chitonidae. The record is from RefSeq and is a predicted model, not a curated record. The transcript has 25 exons. Gene Ontology annotation, molecular function: protein binding.